CGGUUCUCCACGGGGGCUUCGCUAGCACAAGACACGAGGAACGACGGACGUAGCAAAGAGUGGUGGAGCGAAAGAUCGCCAGUAGUGGGAAACGGAUGGGUGGCACCGGGCCAGCUGGUCUUCUGGGACCGCUUGUGUCCUCAUUGGCUGAGAGAUCGGGCCUGAAGAAGGCCGAUUGGCGGAUCGAGGGACAGGCGUGCACCGAUGGGCAGGCUUGACUGGCCCCGUGGCACACGGGGGAAAAUCGGUUCCCGUCUGGUACACCGUGGCUCUCCUUAGGCGCCUUCGAUGCAGUCGAACAGGUCGCAGCGAUCGCGAAGCGCCAGUCCUCUCCCGUCCAUCGACGUGGCCGCACCGUGACUCGUGGACGUUCGAGAGAGACAGACAGAGCCAGAUCGAGGAAAAAUCGUUGGAUCGAGGACAGGGCAGAGAAGGAGAGAGAGACGGACCGACCGUAGGAGGAGGAGGACUUGGAGCAGGCCGCCACGGUCGAGGAUCGCGUGGAUCAGAGCACUCGGGGGCAUUCGACGGAUUUGCAUCGAGGGGAACGGUUACGCGAACUCAGUCGCGUGUCCUUCGAGGGGGUGAAUCGGUCCCAUCGAGGUGAACGAUCCGUGGUCGCGGUAUUCACUUCCGGAAGAAUCGUGCACCAGCUCACGUUGCCCGUGUACACGCCACGUGACCGAAGUCAGGAGGACAGAAACGUUUCGGAAGUGUGUGUCCGGGGAUCGAACGAUUUUUCUUUUCGAGAUUCCCGCUCUCCCCGUGGAGUUGAAACUCAAGUUAUGGUGUGUAACGUGUGACAGAGGACUCGGACGUUGUCGCGGCGAAGACGGUUAAUUUUUUGUUUGUGGGUGAGCUGAGACCACCGGUUUUGGGCCGCUUGUGUGGAUAUCGUCCGGAACUGCGAAGAUGAACCAACAGUGCAAGGUCUGCGGCGAGCCGGCGGCUGGUUUUCAUUUCGGAGCGUUCACGUGCGAGGGUUGCAAGUCGUUCUUCGGGCGGACGUACAACAACCUGGGCAGCAUCUCGGAGUGCAAGAACGGAGGAGUAUGUGUGAUCAAUAAGAAGAAUCGCACCGCCUGUAAGGCCUGCCGUUUGCGAAAGUGCCUAAUCGUGGGAAUGUCGAAGUCAGGCUCGCGCUACGGUCGCCGAUCGAAUUGGUUCAAGAUCCACUGCCUGCUCCAGGAGCAGACCAACGGUGGUCAGAACGUGAACGUGGCCGCGGGCGCUGGAUCGCCGUUCGGGCCAGGCUUUCUACCAGGAUUCCUGCCUCAGGCUCAGAGCCAGCAGGGCAGCGGAGUGUACAAGGACGCGAAGGACCGCGCGUCACCUAGUCAGGAGGACCUAGCCCUCCAAUCCCAUCUGCUGCACGUGGCGAUGCUGAAGCAAGAGCGCGAGAGGGGCAACAAAUCACCUCACCCUGACGACGUGGCUCUUCAGAACCAAUUGCGUCUGCUGGCAUGGCAGAAGGAGCGCGAAAGGGUGGGUGGCAAUCCUCAGCAGCCCCCAGGCACCCCUCCGAGGGACACCACUCCGCCGCCUUUCUACAAGCAGCAACAGCAGCAGCAUCCCGCUUCUCCGAUGUUUCCCAUGAACUUCGCUCAGAAGGACACCGUCUGCGUGCCCACCAGCCCAUCCGAUGUGUUUCGACCGUUCCUCCCGACUUACAAAAGGACAGCAGACACGCCCAGCGACAGCGGCGCAUCUUCCGUGGACGGUGGGGAUGGUCAGGACACGGAGUCCAGGAGUAAUUCAGCGUUGAGCUACUUCAAAACCAGCGCAGCAUCGCCUACUCUCUCGGAGCGCGAGUUUCCACCCAGGAAGAUCAACGCCACCGUCACGCUGACGACAGGUUACCAUCCCCAUCAGGGUCUGGGGUUGGUGUACCCACCCCCUGGCCUUGUGACGCCAGCAACCUCUCAGCAUUCGCCCAGAGGCGGCGAUCUACUGCUCGUCAGUCCCAGUCCGGGCGGGCUAGCCGUGGAACAGGACGAGCCGAUAGAUCUCAGCGUCAGGUCAAGCAGAAGCUCCCCGCGGCCCAGUCAGUCUUCAGAGGAAGAUAACAGAUCGAACGACAACGAGUGCGAUCGUGACAGCCCCGCGAAAGAGGAAGCAACCACCAAGAGCAAACCUUUAGAUCUGACGUUAGGCGUAAAGAGGCCAGCGGAAGUGCCUUUAUCGUUGUGAAGUUCUUAGCAACCCAGGCCCGCGACAGGCUAGUCCCCAGUUCUUAUCGAGCAUCGAUUGGUGCCGUUAAAUCCUCGAUGAAAGGAUCGAACCGAUGGAAUCGGGUUAAACAUUUCAGUUGCGAGGGAUGACCGGUUCCCUUGGAGAUGACGUUGAAAAGGCGUUUGGAGACGCUCGAGGAUCGUCGGAGGAAUCAUUCCGUGGCGCGUGGAAGUGCCACGACGUGGAAUCGUUGCGCGACAGCGACCAAGAGCCCGUCACGAAAAUGUGUUCAAGUCUUGUACAUAGUUGUCCAGUUGAACUGAUAGCAGGAGUCGAGAUUAAUUUAUUGCGGUAGCGGCUAGAAAAGAGGCAGUCUCGUGUAACGUGUCGAAAGAUGGACGAUCUUUGCAACUUUUUCAAUUUGUCUCGCACAACGAGAAAAAAAAAAAAACGUAACAAUUCCUACCACAAUUUGGACGAUGGAAAAAUAUUUUUUACACUUGUAUAAUAUAAUCAUCAACUUCGAGAAAACAGCGUUUCAAGUUUAGCUACCUAUCUACUAUCCGAUGAACUUUAGAGAAACUAUAAACUCUAAGACAAAUUACUUUCCGCGCAUCCGUGACAUGAGAAAACACUCUUAAAAAGCCUGACAAGUGGAAUAAUCAACUUGGCAAGGGGAAGAGGCACCGGAAGCUACUUUCAUCGACUGCUGUGGCACUUCUGACGCUCGGAAGUCUAAAGGAACAAUUCCCCUCGACAAGUCGAACGAUCCACUUGCUGUGCUUUAAUUUCCCAUUCUGACGUGUAGAGGUCAUCACGAGUUCUGUCGUGCGCGUGUAUACGUACACACAUGUAUGCCCCCUUGUAUAAAAGAAACGGAGAGUCGCAAAUAUUAUCGGCCAGUAGUGGAGUGCCUUAAUAUAAUAUAUUUAUAUAAAUAUUCUAUAUGUAUAUGAACGUAUACUAUGAACGGACCCCUUUAGGAUCUAAUCUCUAUCGUACGUACGGUCCCUUGAGCAUCGUUUUUUCUCAUCUCCGUUGUACAGCGAAGCGUCCUGGGCGCGGGGCCGCGAGAUGAGGACGUCGAGGAACGUCCUCAUCGGUUCUGCGACCCUGUCACGACGAGAGGCCAGUAAAUAAAAUGAACGAGAAGAGUAACGUCGACGUCGAUGUAUAAAACAAACGUGUGCAUCUUGUAAAUAAGCACGGGAGGGGGAGGACUGGUACGAGCGACUCCAGAAUAUCGCUUCCGUGCUUCCGCUUAGCGUUCGAGCUCUCUCGGCUAGCGCAAACCGGAGCGAACAGAUUUUCCGUUUUUCACACGGCGUUCCCUUUUCCCGACAUUUUCGUUUUUCCCCCAUCCUCAUUUUUUUGUGUACAUAAUAGCAUGUAAGCGGUGAACACGAGCGGCCAGUACCUAAACGUAUCGCGAAAUUAAAUAUUUUUGUUCAAUCGA
Messenger RNA from Hylaeus anthracinus, 3628 nucleotides. Its product is annotated as zygotic gap protein knirps-like. The coding region runs from base 913 to 2190 and encodes 425 amino acids. Gene Ontology annotation, molecular function: sequence-specific DNA binding; zinc ion binding; DNA-binding transcription factor activity. The transcript has 3 exons. Lineage: Eukaryota; Metazoa; Arthropoda; Insecta; Hymenoptera; Colletidae. The record is from RefSeq and is a predicted model, not a curated record. Gene Ontology annotation, biological process: regulation of DNA-templated transcription.